AUGGACAGUGUUAAGAGAUGGCUCGACUUCUGCCUCAAGAAUCAUGGGGAGACCUGUGAACCAAUCGACAUAAGACCGAUACCGAAUCUCCGCGUGGUAGAUUGUACCACGGGUUUGAUCGUUCCAGCAGAGCCGGGCUGUAAGUAUCUAGCAAUGAGCUAUGUAUGGGGCACCGUUCCAUCAAAGGAACUUGAGAACGGCGAGAACCUGUUUUCAGUGAACAGCCCAAUCUUGAUUCGAGAUGCACUCUCAGCCACCAAGAGGAUAGGAUACCGUUACAUAUGGAUCGACAGAUACUGUAUACCUCAAGAGGAUGGCAAAGAACGACACUCACAGAUCCAGCAGAUGGAUUUAGUUUACAGCAAGGCACAGUCUACCAUCAUUGCCAUCUCAAGCCCCGAUCCUAGCCACGGCCUUCCUGGCAUAGGAAGUCGGGAAAGAGCAACCCCCGUUACGAUCUACAUCGGCAAUGAGCUGCACGCUUAUGUGCCGCCUCACCCAUCUGCAGAAGUCUACGGCUCAGUGUGGAAUAGUAGAGGAUGGACGCACCAAGAAACGAUUCUGUCUCGGAGACGCAUAUUCUUCUGUAAACAACAAAUCUAUUUUGAAUGUUCCGGGAUGCGCUGCCACGACACUAUGAGUGCGCCUUUAGAACUUCUCCAUACCAAGGAGCUCCGAACGUUCUCUAAAUGGAACAGACCCGGCCUAUUCUCACGGGUCAGACAGACCAAAGAUCCGUUCAAUGCAGUAUUCGACCAUAUUGCAUUAUACACCCGACGCAACUUGACUCAACCAGAAGACAUCUUGAAUGGAAUUAUGGGAACAUUCCAUGCUUUUGAGAGUAUUUACGAUUCUUUCCGACAUUAUCUGGGGAUCCCC
Hyaloscypha bicolor E is the source of this 879-nucleotide messenger RNA. Its product is annotated as HET-domain-containing protein. The annotation marks the transcript as partial. The transcript has a single exon. The record is from RefSeq and is a predicted model, not a curated record. Lineage: Eukaryota; Fungi; Ascomycota; Leotiomycetes; Helotiales; Hyaloscyphaceae.